ACAUUACUGGUUAUGUUAAUGCACAUGUACAGGCGACUCGUCAGGGUUCAGACAGUGAUGAUGCAAACGACGUCUCUCAAAAAUUUGUUGCCGUGCUUGGUCAUUACUUUGAACCGGUUAUUUUUGCUGAUGGUGAAUUGGAAAAUUGUUAUUAUUAUUAUCGGCCACCAUUCAAAAAGUCAAGUAAUCCGUCCAUUGACGUUCAUGAAUAUGUCGCUGACAUUCCUGGAGGUUUUCUAGAGACUUUCAGUUGCGCAGAAGAUCCACUUUUCAUCCGUUUGGAGUGUAUACUUAGGAAACCUGCCAAGCCUAUCCCAAAAACUGAGAAUACAAGUCAAAAUAAUAUUGGGUCUGGUGUAGAGAAAAUUGAGUUUGAUAAAUUUGUCCAAUUUCCCACUUCCGGUUUGCCUACGUCUUAUUCUCGUACUAUUGAUGGAAGGUUAUAUGACUUUUCUCCUGAAUCUAUCGGAACGGAUGCGUCACCAGUAGAAUCUUCAGAUGGCACUACAGCAACUUUGCGCUUGAUAUGUUUGACUUUGCCUCAACUUCACAAGGAAGUUAAUAAUUCUCGUUCAGCUGAACAUAAAAAUGAUAGUAAUGGGACAAGUACAAAUUCAAACAAGUUUUUGUACGAAUGUCUCACUGAAAACAAAAAGGAGGCUUUAAAUGAAACUCGAAACCGCAUCGACUGGCUUACAAAAGAGGAAAUAAUGCAUAUGCUCUUAAAAUCACAAUCUGUUGAUCGUUCGGUAUUAUCAUUUGUUCAAACACAGCUACGAAAUAAAAAUCCUUUCGUGGAUUUCCCAACAAAGUUUAAUGUUCCUUUAUCAUUUGUUCGUCGAAAACACGGGAAGCAUGGCCAUGAAUUAUUUUUAGAAGCGUUAAGUAAAGCAGAUAUGAGGCCAUUUACACUAAAUCAAGUUGAGGAUUGCUUCUAUAUUAGUGAGGAUGAUGAAAUUGGGGAGCCUUUAGUGUCUACUGAUGGUAGAUGCGAAACUUCACCUGUAUUUGGAACCGCUCCCGAUGAUGGCCUAGGAAUUAGUAUUGGUAUUCCUGAUGAGGAUGAUGAUAUGCAAGAUCUCGAUUCAAAGCCAGUCAAGCGAAAUGUUGUCCACAAACAAUUAUUUUGGUUGCUUUUUAUACCUCAAGAAACUAGCAUUCAAAUGUAUUUUUAUUCUCAAGCGGUUUCUCAAGUUAAACUAUUCAACAUUAUUAAGCAUGUGCGAAAUUGCAUUAUACAAGCGUCUGAACGUGUUAAUAGGAUAAUUUUAUUGACUGACCUUAAUAAUACCCAUAAUUGCAGUAAAUACUUGGUGCGACCCGAUCCUGAUGAUUCUUCAGAUUCUGAAUCUUCAUCUGAAGAUAAUGAUUUGUCCUCUGAGGAUAAUUAUUUGGUCGAUGUCCUUUCAAAGACACAAAAUGAUGAUGGUCAAAAUAAUGUUUCUAAAAAGUUCAAGGUUGGACAAUUUGAAUGUCCUUUG
Racocetra persica is the source of this 1481-nucleotide messenger RNA. NCBI's taxonomy places the organism in Eukaryota, Fungi, Glomeromycota, Glomeromycetes, Diversisporales, Gigasporaceae. The record is from the annotation of a GenBank genome assembly.